AUGGUGGCACUUCCUUUUACAAUAUUGAGCAGUGACCUGAAGGAAUCAAAGAAGCUUGUUCAGAGACUUGACGUGCCUGAGAGUACAAAGAACUUUGUGUUUGCAAUCAAAGUCCCCGAGCAUGAUUCCACCAUCUACUUACUCUCUGUCCACAACUUAUCUCAGAGAUCUGCUACUGACGCCGAGUGUCUCAUACGUGAACUCCGUCCUGAUGCUGUUGUGACUCAGGUGAACGCUUCAGCUUUUGGAGAAGCUGAGGAGGAGAUUGUGUUAGUAGACGGCUCUACCGGUUCGAUCCCAACGUCAGUUUUUAAAGUUCUUACACGCUGUGUUGUAGACGAAAGUCUUAGCAAAGCAAAGUACCAACGUAUUGCGGGGAACUUGGUUAUGGAGGAGAUUUUUGGGACAGGUUUUAAUAAGCAUCUGUUGGCUGUCGAGAAGGUGGCUGGGGAGGUUGGUUCAACGUUUGUGGCACUUGAUUCUCCUUUUGUCAUGGAAGGUCUAACUAAAUCUCUCACAACACAAGCUUACCAUGGCUCUGCUUUGAUCAAUGUUGAUCAACAAGCACUGAUGCAUAGACUUGUAUCUUCUUCGCAUUAUAUCACUAAAAAAUCAAGACGUGUUAAUGUUCCAAAAUUUGCUCUUUCCACUUAUUACUUACUUGUUCAGAUUCAUAACACAUUAUUUGAUGACCUCCCAGCUAUUAGGAAGGCUCUACGGAGUGCCAAAAAGAUUCUUUCUGAUGUAGAUAAAGGGGAAUCCAUUGAUACAAAGGCUCUUACCGAAGCUUACCUAUUCCGGUCUGCAGUUGAGAGUCUUAGAAUUGCUUCGAACGAUGCCGGUCGGAUACCUAUCGAGAACCUAGGAACCGAAGUUCAGUUCUCAAAGCUCUCCUUUACGGACAAAUCUUAUGCACUUAUGGCAGUUGAGCUUCGUAGCCAGGCUAAAAAGUUUAAGAAGAUAGUAGCGGUAGUAGAUGCAGGUAACCUCGCAGGUCUUAGGAGGCAGUGGAGAACUUGUGUUCCUCAACAAGUCAAAGAUAUGUCCACUGAGCAUACGGGUUUUGAUAGUAAUGAUUCAGGUGCUGGUUCAGGUGCUUUAACACUAUCCAAGGCCAUUCUUGCUUCUCCUGUCUUCAAGAUUUCAACUAUUAAAACCCCGGUGAACCCUUUCUUGACUGGCAAGGCAAUGCCAUUUGCAUUUACCAAAGUGGCGUACCCCUCAACAGUAAUGAGCCUAAUGGCCCCGUGUUUUGCUAGUUCCGGAGCGCAACCAAUGUCUUGGGAGAAACCAUCUUUAUCCGCCAGACAUAUCAGCGCAUUAACAAAGUUUGGUUUGUCUUCUGCUCGACGUACUAGCUUCUCUGCCAUGAGAGCUUCAUUCUAUACGAUGAUGAUGCGGAAAAGACUAGUGAAACCUAUCGGUGCCUUACCAAGGGUGGUCUUUGGAGCCAGUCUUGUAAUUUAUGCGGGAUUGCACCUCUUUGGAGACGGGAUUGAAUGUGCAGCUCUGACUCUUCCUUCAGCUUCUUCGAUUGCAAAACUUGGUCGAGGGAUUCAAAACUUACGUGAGGCGUCUCUGGAAGUGACAAGGAGAGGAAACAACAGGGUACAGAACACAAGGGAUGGUCUUACUCAAAGGCUGAGGAACUUGACGCUUACUAUAAAUUUCAAAACCAAAUUUGGUUCGUAA
Molecule: messenger RNA, 1692 nt
Organism: Brassica oleracea var. oleracea
Lineage: Eukaryota; Viridiplantae; Streptophyta; Magnoliopsida; Brassicales; Brassicaceae
Exons: 1
Coding region: 1-1692 (563 amino acids)
Source: RefSeq, a predicted model, not a curated record